UACCCAGGUCCUUUAGAGCCUAGUCCUUUUGGGAGCCUUGGAACCACGGUCAGAAAGGUUAGGACGGAUCGUUUGGCUCUUGCCGGAAAUCGUUCCGCCCGGUGAGGUUUCGGCGUGAGACCCGAGAAGGGCGGGGAAGAGGCGUGACGGAGAUUUCUGAGGUGUAGUAGCCUGAGGUGCCCCUGUGUGGCCCUAUAGCUGUUACUGAAGGAAGUAGCCUACGUCCACGCCUACAACUGAAGUAACUUGACGAACACCUCACCCCUGCCUCCGGGAUGAAAGUGGGUAACCUAGACCUGAAUGGGCUUGACCAUCUCACAACUGCUCGCGUGACGACCGCAUUCGUGGCAGGUAAGAAGAUUGCUGUAUCAACUCAAGAAAGCAGUAGCCUCACUGUCUUUGUAUUUUGAAUUGCAACAACUUUGAUAUCAACAAUGAAGCAAUGAUAUCUAAGAACAAAAGAGUAUUUGCCAACAGUCAUAAUUUCAAGUGAUUGUAUAAGCAGAAACAAGCUGUCACAGACCUGUGUGUCAGCUAAUAUAUGGAGAAUGCUUUCUUCUGAUGCUAUUUACUUAGAAGCAGUUCUAAUAUAAAUCAUUUCAAUUAUAUCUACAUCAAAUAAAAUAAAAAUGAGUGAAGCCCCCAGAUUCUUCGUUGGACCAGAAGAUACAGAAAUAAAUCCUGGAAAUUAUCGACAUUUCUUCCACCAUGCAGAUGAGGAUGAUGAGGAAGAAGAUGAUUCUCCACCAGAAAGGCAGAUUGUGGUUGGAAUAUGUUCCAUGGCAAAGAAAUCCAAAUCCAAACCAAUGAAGGAAAUUCUUGAACGGAUCUCCUUAUUUAAAUAUAUCACAGUAGUAGUAUUUGAAGAGGAGGUUAUUUUGAAUGAACCAGUGGAAAACUGGCCUUUAUGUGAUUGUCUUAUUUCUUUCCAUUCUAAAGGAUUUCCACUGGACAAAGCGGUUGCCUAUGCAAAACUCAGGAAUCCAUUUGUAAUCAAUGACUUGAAUAUGCAGUAUCUCAUACAAGAUAGGAGAGAAGUAUAUAGUAUUCUUCAAGCUGAAGGUAUUUUACUUCCUCGUUAUGCAAUUUUGAACCGUGACCCAAAUAAUCCUAAAGAAUGUAAUCUGAUUGAAGGGGAAGAUCAUGUAGAAGUAAAUGGGGAAAUUUUUCAAAAGCCAUUUGUAGAAAAGCCAGUCAGUGCAGAAGAUCACAAUGUUUACAUUUAUUACCCAACUUCUGCUGGUGGUGGAAGUCAAAGACUCUUUAGAAAGAUUGGAAGUAGAAGUAGUGUUUAUUCUCCAGAAAGCAAUGUACGAAAAACAGGCUCAUAUAUAUAUGAAGAGUUUAUGCCCACAGAUGGUACUGAUGUUAAGGUUUAUACAGUGGGUCCAGAUUACGCCCAUGCUGAAGCUCGAAAAUCUCCAGCACUUGAUGGCAAGGUGGAACGAGACAGUGAAGGAAAAGAAGUAAGAUAUCCUGUUAUUCUCAAUGCACGAGAGAAAUUAAUUGCUUGGAAAGUCUGCCUUGCUUUUAAGCAAACAGUUUGUGGCUUUGAUUUGUUACGGGCCAAUGGACAGUCCUAUGUCUGUGAUGUCAAUGGCUUCAGUUUUGUGAAAAAUUCCAUGAAGUAUUAUGAUGACUGUGCAAAAAUACUUGGAAAUAUUGUAAUGCGAGAACUGGCUCCACAAUUUCAUAUUCCGUGGUCAAUACCCUUAGAAGCUGAAGAUAUCCCAAUUGUACCAACUACAUCUGGAACUAUGAUGGAACUUAGAUGUGUCAUAGCUGUUAUACGUCAUGGGGAUCGAACACCAAAACAAAAAAUGAAAAUGGAAGUGAGACAUCAAAAAUUUUUUGAUCUUUUUGAAAAAUGUGAUGGAUAUAAAUCAGGGAAAUUAAAACUCAAAAAACCAAAACAGUUACAGGAAGUGCUAGAUAUUACACGACAGCUUCUUAUGGAGCUGGGACAAAAUAAUGAUUCUGAAAUUGAAGAAAACAAGCCAAAACUUGAACAACUUAAGACUGUAUUAGAGAUGUAUGGUCAUUUUUCUGGAAUAAAUCGUAAGGUUCAGUUGACCUAUCUCCCUCAUGGUUGUCCUAAAACAUCUAGUGAAGAGGAGGACAGCCGAAGAGAAGAACCAUCUUUACUUUUGGUUCUAAAAUGGGGAGGUGAAUUAACUCCUGCAGGCAGGGUCCAGGCUGAAGAACUUGGAAGAGCUUUCAGGUGUAUGUAUCCUGGAGGUCAAGGAGAUUAUGCAGGCUUUCCUGGUUGUGGUUUACUUAGAUUACAUAGCACCUACAGACAUGACCUCAAAAUAUAUGCCUCUGAUGAAGGACGAGUCCAGAUGACUGCAGCUGCUUUUGCAAAGGGGCUUUUAGCUUUGGAAGGAGAGCUUACGCCCAUUCUUGUUCAAAUGGUGAAAAGUGCAAAUAUGAACGGUCUUUUGGAUAGUGAUAGUGACUCUUUGAGCAGUUGUCAGCAACGUGUGAAGGCAAGGCUUCAUGAAAUACUUCAGAAAGACAGAGAUUUUACUGCUGAAGAUUAUGAAAAGCUUACUCCAUCUGGAAGCAUUUCUCUUAUCAAAUCAAUGCAUUUAAUUAAAAAUCCUGUGAAGACCUGUGAUAAAGUUUAUUCCUUAAUUCAGAGUUUGACUUCUCAAAUCAGACAUCGAAUGGAAGAUCCCAAAUCAUCAGAUAUUCAGCUUUACCAUAGUGAAACAUUGGAGCUUAUGCUACGUAGAUGGUCCAAGUUAGAGAAAGACUUUAAAACAAAGAAUGGAAGAUACGAUAUUAGUAAAAUCCCUGACAUAUAUGACUGUAUAAAAUAUGAUGUCCAGCAUAAUGGUUCCUUGAAAUUAGAAAACACAAUGGAAUUAUAUAGGCUUUCGAAGGCAUUAGCAGAUAUUGUUAUCCCUCAGGAAUAUGGUAUAACUAAAGCUGAAAAACUGGAGAUUGCCAAAGGCUACUGUACUCCUCUGGUUAGAAAAAUUCGCUCAGACCUUCAGAGGACACAAGAUGAUGACACUGUAAAUAAACUUCAUCCUGUGUAUUCUAGAGGUGUUCUUUCUCCUGAACGUCAUGUUCGUACUAGAUUAUAUUUUACUAGUGAAAGUCAUGUACAUUCUUUGCUGUCUAUUCUUCGCUAUGGUGCCUUAUGCAAUACCAAUGAUUCUCAGAAUGAAGAUGGAGCAAUGGUGAAGGAGAUGGAAUCAAAGGAUGAACAGUGGAAAAGAGCUAUGGAUUAUUUAAAUGUUGUCAAUGAGCUCAACUACAUGACUCAGAUUGUUAUCAUGCUUUAUGAGGAUCCUAAUAAGGAUCUUUCUUCAGAGGAACGCUUUCAUGUUGAAUUACACUUUAGUCCAGGAGCCAAAGGUUGUGAAGAAGACAAAAAUUUACCUUCUGGCUACGGAUAUAGACCAGCUUCCAGAGAGAAUGAAGGCAGGAGACCUUUUAAAACUGAUAAUGAUGAUGAACCACAUACUUCUAAAAGAGAUGAGGUUGAUCGAGCUGUGAUAUUGUUUAAACCAAUGGUAUCAGAGCCAAUUCAUAUACACAGGAAGUCUCCACUUCCAAGAUCUAGGAAGAUGGCUACAAAUGAUGAAGAGAGCCCCCUGAGUGUGUCUAGCCCAGAGGGUACUGGUACCUGGCUGCAUUAUACCAGUGGUGUGGGUACUGGGCGUCGAAGACGCAGAUCAGGGGAACAAAUCACUUCUUCCCCUGUCUCCCCCAAAUCAUUGGCUUUCACAUCCAGUAUUUUUGGCUCAUGGCAACAGGUUGUAUCUGAAAAUGCUAAUUACCUGCGAACACCGAGAACUCUUGUGGAACAGAAACAGAAUCCUACUGUAGGGUCUCACUGUGCGGGCCUGUUUAGCACCUCGGUGCUCGGGGGUUCUUCAAGCGCACCUAACCUACAGGAUUAUGCUCGUACUCAUCGUAAAAAGCUGACCUCUUCUGGCUGCAUAGAUGACGCCACACGCGGUUCUGCUGUUAAAAGGUUUUCUAUCUCAUUUGCUCGACACCCAACCAAUGGCUUUGAAUUGUAUUCCAUGGUGCCAUCUAUUUGUCCUCUAGAAACUCUUCAUAAUGCCCUAUCUUUAAAGCAAGUGGAUGAAUUUCUUGCUUCCAUUGCUUCUCCAUCAUCUGAUGUUCCACGGAAGACCCCUGAAAUUUCCUCUACAGCUUUACGUUCCAGUCCAAUAAUGAGAAAAAAAGUAUCUUUAAAUACGUAUACACCUGCAAAGAUCCUCCCAACACCACCAGCUACCUUAAAGAGUACUAAAGCAAGCAGCAAACCAGCUGCAAGUGGACCUUCUAGUGCAGUUGUUCCUAAUACCUCAUCUCGGAAAAAGAGUAUAACUAGCAAAACAGAAACGCAUGAACACAAAAAAAACACUGGGAAAAAGAAAUGAAAUCUUAGCAGAAGCUGGAACUUUUUAUACUUAUAAAAAUAGUAUGUUCUUAUAUUUCUCCUUAUGCAUUAUGUGUUCACUUAAAAAAUGUUUUUAAAUCUAAGGGUUUCUUUGUUUAUAUUCAGGUAGGGAACUUUUGUCAUGAUCUGAAAAUGUUUAAAACAAUGUUUGUAGGCAUUCUGUGAGUAGCAAAACUUAGAGUGAUAAAAAUUGAUUGUUGUUAAUAUGAUGUUUACCAUGUGCACAUAGUAAUGAAAAGGAACAUAAAAGCCCAGCAGGCUCAUACCAAAGUCACACCAGUAAUGCUAUGUACUGCAGAGUCUGAUUAGAUGGCCUUUGUGCACACUUUUAUAUUCAUGGGAUUGCAUCUUAGCUGUAAAAACUUCUAGGUUGAAAUCUGAUAGCCAGGGUUACAUACUGGGGACUUUUAAAGUAUCUUUCCAGAGAGAUUUCAUUAACCGUUUAGAUUAGAAUAUCUUUCCCAAUUGUUACAGUGACAUAUAUGCUGCAAUAUUUAACAACUGGAGUAUUAGCCACAUGGGCUAAUUUUCAAUCUGUGUUUUGAAUUUUUUUUAUUAUAUGUUAUUUAAAAUAUUACAUAUGCAGCUGGGAGAACUACACCUUUGUGCACAUAGAUUUAUAUAUUAAUUUGUAGAAAAUAUUUUCUUUAUAUAUUUCCUUACCAUACAAGGUGCCUUGUUCAUCAGGAAAACUUUUGUUUCAUAUGUUGACAAGAAAGGCACCUUUAGAGUUUCUUUUUAAGUAUAGUUGACAAAUGUAUAAAUGUUACAUUUAUUUUCAGAGUUCUUUUUAGAUCUAAAGAAGUCAGUUCAAAAAUGGAAAUCAACAAUGUUAGGAGAAAUCUGAAUUCUGUUAAGUUAGUACAUAUUAUGUAUAGCAUCUGUUUUUAACCAUUUCCAUUCUUAUCCCUAGUGUAUCAGUUGAUCACACUAAGAAAGCUUAAAGAUUGAACAUUUGAAAUAAAUGCUGUUUAUAAAUGAUUAGAUUUUUGAAGGGAUAUUGAAAUCAUUGUGCUGUGAUUUCAUCUAUGAUAUGAAAAAUAAAUUUAUUAUCCUUGGUGCUUUUCCCCUCAACCAAUGCACAAAUAAUUGUGAACCACUUGAAAUGACUUAAACUGGUAAUCCAAAUGGGACAAUCUGAUAAGAAUUUCAUGUAUUGCUAGUUAAAUAACUUAAAUUGCUAAAGCUUUAGCUUGAAACUUAUGUUUAGAAAAACUAUUGAUUUCCCAUGGUAUGAAUAUAAGUAUUGUAAUUCUUCAAAAGAGACUCUUCUCACCUUAGUCAUAUAUGAAUUAACUUAUAGGAAAUAAGCAUACUCUAUGUUAGCUGUUUUAAAAGGUACCAGAUGUAAGAGUUAUAAAUAUAUACAAUUAAAGAAGUUCAUGUACUUCACAUGAAUGUAAAUGUGUUAUAUGGAGACAUGUCUUGUAAACAGUUGAAUGUAUGUAAGUUUUCUGUUUGUGAAAAUGUAGUUAAUGUACUCACUGUGGCGGUAAUAAGGAAUCUACUUUUUUUUUUUUUAAAGUGGAACCUAAUUAAAAUAUUUCCAGAAUCAAAGAGA
Molecule: messenger RNA, 5987 nt
Organism: Piliocolobus tephrosceles (Ugandan red Colobus)
Lineage: Eukaryota; Metazoa; Chordata; Mammalia; Primates; Cercopithecidae
Gene: PPIP5K2
Product: diphosphoinositol pentakisphosphate kinase 2
Exons: 32
Coding region: 630-4406 (1258 amino acids)
Biological process (GO): inositol metabolic process; inositol phosphate biosynthetic process
Cellular component (GO): cytosol
Molecular function (GO): inositol hexakisphosphate kinase activity; 5-diphosphoinositol pentakisphosphate 1-kinase activity
Source: RefSeq, a predicted model, not a curated record